AGCCUUGAGAUGGUUCGACCACUUACCUCUCGUCCACUUGACCUGGUUUAUUUUGGAUUCUUUGUGUCGCAUAUCUUCGCGUCUCUCUGCAUUGAUUUCCAACCGCUCUAUCCUACCACACUAGUCCCAAGCCUUUUGCGCGACUUUGCAGGAUGGUAUAUUCGCUCAUCAAACGACCCACUGCUAAAGUCGGCGUUCGGCCACACGGAACCAUUGGUCUGGUUCCAGAGCUUCCUUUUUCUUGAAGUAGCAUUUCAAUUCCCCCUUUUCUUUGUUGCUGCUCGUGGUUUAUGGAAUGACUCGCAACAGAUUUACAUCCCUAUGCUAGUUUAUGCAGCAUCCACUGCGACAACGGUGUGGCCAUGCCUCAUGACAAUUGUCAGCUCUAAUGUCGCGCCCCACGAGCAAGCCAUGCUUCUGUCGAGUUAUGUUCCCUUCUUCGUUAUACCGUUGGUCAUGACUAUCGACAUGGCUUUCCGAGUACAUGGGCUCGUUAGCGUUGCGCUAUUAGCUCAAAGCGCAGCAAAACAAAAGUAA
Mycena indigotica is the source of this 537-nucleotide messenger RNA. RefSeq lists its product as uncharacterized. The coding region runs from base 10 to 537 and encodes 175 amino acids. Gene Ontology annotation, cellular component: endoplasmic reticulum. The record is from RefSeq and is a predicted model, not a curated record. The transcript is spliced from 4 exons. NCBI's taxonomy places the organism in Eukaryota, Fungi, Basidiomycota, Agaricomycetes, Agaricales, Mycenaceae.